Mercenaria mercenaria is the source of this 4288-nucleotide messenger RNA. RefSeq lists its product as uncharacterized. The transcript is spliced from 5 exons. The record is from RefSeq and is a predicted model, not a curated record. NCBI's taxonomy places the organism in Eukaryota, Metazoa, Mollusca, Bivalvia, Venerida, Veneridae. Gene Ontology annotation, molecular function: ADP binding. Bases 51 to 2504 code for a protein of 817 amino acids.
GUCAAGGACAACAGACAUGCGCAUUUGAGCCUAGACCAUUAAGGAUUUAAAUGUACGAUUGUGUAUUCAUUGACACAGUCGUUGCGGUAAAUUGGCAGGAAAGAUCUGGAAAUUUUAAUAGCUUUCAAUUACAUCAAGAUAUCUGGUCUGGAAGUUCAAUGGAGGAAAGUGGUGCAGAAAUUUCGAAGAAAACUGAUGAAACGGAUUUAUCUGAUGCUGCCUCAAAUGAUAUUACGCCAUGUUAUCAUACGCCACCGAAAAUUCGAAGAGUGGACAGUGAAUUAGAACAGAAUGUGGCCAAAAUAGAAGAGCAUGUUGACGAAAUUUCAGUCCCUCCUUUACAAGACGACCAAAUGCGAUGGCUAGUGAUUGGGAUAUGUUUACACAGUAUUAUAUCACCUGCUCUAAGAAAAUAUAUUCCAAAAACCAUGCAGGGACUUUAUACUAGCUUAAAGCAGCAUGACAACAUCGACAAACAGAUCUAUGGAAAACAUCUAGAGAGAUGCGGGCCAGCAUACCUUAACUAUAACGCAAUCAACUGCAAUUUUCUCAUUCCACGAAAUUUUCGACCUCCUGAACGGAAAUAUAACUACAAUGUGCGUGAUGCAGUGGAACUCUCGAAGCUGUUUUUGCCUACCUGCAUGACCCAAUACACUGGCUUUGAUGAUACAUGUGAUGCCUCUGCUCUGCUUGGUAUCGUUAUAAAUGUUGACAUAUUUCCUGCUCAUUUACGUACUGCCGCAGAAGAGAUUCGUGAUGACGUCCGUAACCCGUGGGCUCACUGCAACUUUUCGACAUGGGAUAUAUCAAAAUUUCAGAAGUGUUUUGAUUCGAUGAAAAAGAUGUUGAAAUACCUCUGCCUACCUGUGCAAGAUGAGGCGUUGCUUCUACAACAGCUUCAAACUUGGCAAGCAAACGCCUUACAUGUUCUACAUGGAACUCUUGGUUUCGAUUUCUUACAAACACUAAGUACAGAAACAUCUCUACUGGCCCGGUAUUGUCGUUCCGCAAAUGCAAUAUCAGACAAUAAUUUCGAACAUAUUCGUGAGGCGCUCAAACAAGUUGAUUGUAUAUUAAGACUCUUGAAGGAAAAGCUUCAUGAAUUAGAAACAGAAAACAAAGAUAUAAAGAGAGAGCAAUCAACAUUCAAAGAUACGAUAAACACUGUUACUGCAGAACUUGAAACUACAAAACAAAAAAUUGAUAAGUUGACGUCUACAAACCAAGCAUCGAGCAGAGAAGUACGCCUCUUCAGUCCUCCAAGAAGAAUAAAACAUUUUGUCGGACACGAGACAGAACUCCAACUAUUAAAACAUAAAUUCAAUGAAAAUGGCAGGAGCACAUGCACACUAGCGAUAUGCGGCCUUGGUGGGAUAGGAAAGACAUCACUUGCCAGUGAAUUUUGCUACCAUUAUCGCGAACAGUAUCCUGGUGGCAUAUACUGGACUGUAGCUGAGGAUGAGGAUUCUUUGCUGGACUCUUUCAUGCGGUUAUCUGCACGCAUCGGCGUUGGCAAUGACAGGCCAAAAGAUACAAUGAGACACACUUUGAACUGGUUGUCCUCAAAGUCGCAGAGAUGGUUGUUAGUCAUUGAUAAUUUAGAUAGCGAGGCUUUAGGCUCAACCAUGUUAGAGCUGCUGUUUGGGGACUGGAAACAUGACAUUUGUGGAAAUAUUCUUAUCACAACUAGAAGAGAGCGAAUUAGCGCUAAGGAAGUACUAGGGGUAGAUUCGUGUAUUAGUCUGCAGCAACUGUCAGAAAUGGAAUCAGUACGCUUUAUGAAAGAACGCACAUGUUCUGAUGAUUCAGAAUGCGAUGAUAAGAUUAAAGCACUUGUCAGUGAACUACAUGGAUUGCCACUUGCCUUGGAACAAGCCGCUGCACAUAUCAAGGUACUGAAGUGUUCUUUCCAGGAAUACUUGGACGGCUAUAAAGCAAAUCGUUUCAAAAUGCUAAAAUCAAUGGAAAAACAUGCACAAUAUAACACUUCGGCUGAGCGACAAGCAGUUCAGACAACUUGGAACAUGAAUUUCAAACACAUAGCUGACUCUUCGAAAGAAGCAGGAGUAAAUGCUGUUACUGCUAUGGAGCAGUUCGCAUUACUUCCACACUUAGAAAUUAUACCAGAGAUACAUGGACAUCUCUUAUCAUUUGAUAAGCUAAUGAGGAAACAAGAAAUAGAGAUUUUGGCAAGGUUUUCCAUUGUUAGUAGGGAUCAGACAGAGACUCUUCUAAUGCAUCGACUUGUCAAGCAGGCAAUAGAAGAAAAUAUGAGUGUUGACAGAAAGCUUCGUCUCCUAAGUUUGAUGAAUAUUUCAACACUCGCGACACUCGGAGAACGAGUAACCACCCCUAUCUUACCUGAAACAGUUGAGGAACAGAACAUCAUGAUCGCAAAUGAGAAGAGGGAGCUAGCAUACCUAAACGGUAAACUGGUCAAGAAUUAUGAACUGAAAAAGAAAUAUGAACUAUUGUUAAACGAAGGUUUGAACAUUAACAACUAGUAAGCUACGCUACUAGAUAAAAUGGUUUGCUCCAUUUAUAGUUGUAACAGACCGCUUUAUAUUCUUAAAAAAAUUGUCUAUCAUUUGGAAAAUUAACUGAUGGCUUCGAGCAAAACAUGAGAGAACGACCAUUAGACAAUCAACUGUGAGGGUGCUGGCCGCGUAAAUAUUUAGAUCGCCAUGAUGAAAGUCUGUUGAGCUUCUGGAUAUACCCUUGUCGUUUGAACCUAGUUAACAAUCCUAAGCAAACUCAAGACUAUUUUAUCACUCAUCACUGCAUAAAACAGUUAAGCAGUUUUUCAACAAGAAUUUGCUUGAAAUUGUCAGCAAAUUGGUAUCAAAAUUUUCAACAAAAUCCGUCUAAAAAUGUCAAAUGUUUUCCAUAUACAUAAUUUCCAAUAUAGAUAAAUGGAACGUGAUAUCACAUCCUACAUGUAUUUGAAUAUUUUGUUGAUAUCCAGUUUCGGGGACUGUAGGAUUGCGCUUUUCCGUCCGCCCGUCAUUCCGUGCCUCUUUCCGUCUGUUCGUCAACACUUACGUGUACGGUCCAUAACUCUGUCAUUCAUCAAGGGAUUUUAAUAGGACUUGGCAUAAAUAUUUCCCAUAAUGAGACGACGUAUCCUACGCAAGUCCAAGAUCCCUAGCUCAAAGGUCUAUGUCACACUUUGAAGUCAAAUGCCAUCAGGGCGUUCUUCGUGUUUGGUCUGUAACUCAAGCGUCCAUCAAAGGCACCAAAAUAAGACGAUGUGCCAUGCAGAACUUUCAGAUCCCUAGCUUAAAGGUCCAGAUCACACUUGUAGGGCAAAUGUUAUUAUGUUAUUAAUAGGUUCCGGCCCAGAACUCUGUCAUCCAUUGUGGGAUUACCACAUUACUUUGCACGAAUGUUCCCUUUAAUUAGACAGCGUGUCAUACGCAACGCCUUGAUCCCUAUCUCAAAGGGUAACGUCACACUUUGCGGUCAAAUGUCAAUAGUUUUUUCCCCGUCGGUAUAUUUUCGUCAGAAUUACUACCCUUUAAUACGAUGAAGUUAUGUAUUUCAUUAUAUUUUUCUUCUGUUUUCCCUAUAAUUUAAAAGUGAAAUGAUUUUAAAACACUUUUUUUAUAUCUGUAGGAUACUAUAAGCAAUCGACAACUGUAGAGUGUUUCUAUAUGCAAAUUUUGAUAAAGGUUGUUCGUUAUAACAUAUUGUAUAUUAUAGCAUAAUAUUAGAUAUAUGUAUCAGUAACAGAUAUCAGAUCUUUAGGUUAUACUGCAGUUGAGAUAAGUAGUCCUCUUCCAGUAGGGGACUUUGUAUUGCAUGGCGAUUUUUCAUUUUCUUGUUAUACUCAAGACUCACAAAAUCAAUGCAUGUAACAAUUUAACUCUAUGCAAGCGUUUUAAUUUUACUAUGAGCACAAUACUAGUAUGUUUUUGCCUUUCAAGUUUGGUAACUGAGUAAGAAACAUAUAGCAUGAUUGCAGAAGAGGUUUAGCAGUAUAAGUUAAAAAUCAUAUUAAACGGCAGAAUUAUUCCUACAUUUUCACAUUUUUCAAGCGCUUUAUGAUUACCACCGUAAAUUUUUCAAUACAAAUUAUCGACGUUUCUGAUUUUAAUCUAAUUCAGUAUUUUUAUCCGAUGGAAGCUAUGUCGGUAUCAUAAAAUUUAGUUGUAUUCUUUGCUACUUUAAACACAAUUUGAAAUCACAACUUGGUGUUGUAGUUUCUGAUAUUAUUAGGUUAUUUAACAUUGUUCUGUACAAUACGGAGAUAUAUUUGGACGAGUACCCAGCUGAGAAAACCAUAUUG